GCGGUAGCCCGCGGCGGAGGCGCCGGCGCGCUUUGGCCGUGUGCUAGGCGGCCCGGGCGGCCGUACCAUGGAGCCGGGCACCGAGGAAUACGAGCUCAACGGCGAUCUGCGCCCGGGCUCUCCCGGUUCCCCCGACGCCUCGCCAGCCCGUGGGGCUUGGAGGAACCGGCCCAUCAAUGUAAACCAUUACGCCAACAAGAAGAGCGCCGCGGAGAGCAUGCUGGACAUCGCGCUGCUCAUGGCCAACGCGUCGCAGCUGAAGGCUGUGGUGGAGCAGGGCCAUGACUUCGCCUUCUUCGUGCCCCUUGUGGUCCUUAUCUCCAUCUCUCUUGUGCUGCAGAUUGGAGUGGGAGUGCUGCUUAUCUUCCUGGUCAAGUAUGACCUCAACAACCCAGCCAAGCACGCCAAGCUGGACUUCCUUAACAACCUGGCCACGGGACUGGUAUUCAUCAUUGUGGUGGUCAACAUCUUCAUCACAGCCUUUGGGGUCCAGAAGCCUGUAGUGGACGUGGCACCCCGGCAGUAGGACACCCAGAAUCCUUAGAGGUACCUGACCAGCAGCCCAGCUGUCCAGAGCCCUGCAACUGCCGUGCCCUCAAGGCAUCCCUCUCCUCGUGUGCAGCACUCCCCUAAGCCACCAGAGCCCAAGCCGGCCACCACUGGACCGUGGUCAGGGAUAGACUUCCAUCCAGCUGUGACUGCUGUGUGGGCGGCCACCCUAGGCAUGUGGGAACUGGACACAAGGCCAUGAAGAUCAGAACUGGACAGUCCCACGGAAACCAAUGCUCAGAGAAUAGUCACUGCCCACCCAAGGACAUGCAGCAAGUCUGUGACCGGGCUUGAUGAGGAGCCAGCACUGGCCUCUGUCUCAGGACAUUCCAGAAGGACCAGGAUAUACCCCUCCCUUUGCUGAUACCCAGUGUCCCCACAUCCCAUGGAGCCUGCACAGGUCACCCUGGAGACGGCUGCCUCUGCCGUUCCCCAGCCCAGGGACCUUGGACAACCAUCAGUACCUGUCGGUUCCAGUAGUGGCCACUGGGUCCAGCCGCAGUGCCUGGGCUUGGCUGGCAUCAAGAGGCAGCUGUGCCCCUGGGGGCUGCAGGUCAUGCUGGUACCUUCUACCAGUGACCUGCGAAGAGCCCCAGCUCCCUACUGGGAGUUGGCCCCAUUUUUUCUAAUCAGGAAUGACAAUAAAGCUAUGUGCUUCCC
Psammomys obesus (fat sand rat) is the source of this 1209-nucleotide messenger RNA. RefSeq names its product ninjurin 1 (gene Ninj1). Gene Ontology annotation, biological process: tissue regeneration; cell adhesion. NCBI's taxonomy places the organism in Eukaryota, Metazoa, Chordata, Mammalia, Rodentia, Muridae. The record is from RefSeq and is a predicted model, not a curated record. Gene Ontology annotation, cellular component: membrane. The transcript is spliced from 4 exons. Bases 68 to 526 code for a protein of 152 amino acids.